AUGUCCAUCUCCUCCGAGGCCAUCUGGGCCGCUUCUCCAACUACAACACGAGGCACACCGACUCCCCUCUCCAGCGACGCCAAAGGAGAACGAAUUGCCUAUGCCUCCAACAAAUCAAUCUUCGUACGAUCAAUCGACGACCCGGCAGUCUCCAAGCAAUACACGCAACAUACCGCUCAGACCACAGUAGCACGGUUCUCGCCCUCCGGCUUCUACGUAGCAUCCGGCGAUGUCUCUGGUAGCGUCCGGGUAUGGGAUAGCAUUGGUGCUGAGAACACGAAAGGAGAGUAUCACAUCAUUGCUGGCCGAAUAAAUGAUAUUGCGUGGGAUGGUGAUAGUCAGAGGAUCAUUGCGGUUGGUGACGGCAAAGAGCGGUUUGGACACUGCAUUACUGCGGACUCUGGUAACAGCGUGGGAGAAAUCAGUGGACACAGUCAGCAGAUCAAUUGCGUGACCAUACGGCAGCAGAGGCCGCUAAGAGCAGCAACUGGUAGUGAUGACACGCAAAUGUGCUUCUUCCACGGUGCACCGUUCAAGUUCAACACCAGCGUUAGAGGCAAGCACGACAAGUUCAUAUACGGCACCCAAUUCUCGCCAGAUGGUAACAGCUUAGUCACUGUCGGAAGUGAUAAGAAGAUCUGGCUGUACGAUGGAAAGACGGGAGAGGUGCAAAAGCAGAUUGGAGAGGGAGAGCACAAGGGUAGCAUCUUUGGCGUGAGCUGGGCAAAGGACAGCAAGAAAUUGGCGACAUGCAGUGGUGAUCAGACAGUCAAGAUAUGGGAUGCGGAAGUGGGCAAGGUUACACAGAGCUGGCGGUUUGGCGGCGACAGCGUGUCGAUACAAGAUCAGCAGGUGGGCGUGACAUGGCCAAGCGGCAGAAGCGAUGGUCUGCUCCUUUCCCUGGACCUCGAAGGCAACCUCAACUACCUGCAAGAAGGUAACGACAAGCCGGUAAAGGUUGUGCGAGGCCACCAGGGACGCAUCACAUCUGCAUCACCUUCGCAGGACGGCAAGACCCUAUGGACCGGCAGCUAUGAAGGUCGUGCACGAGCAUGGGAUCUGAGCUCUGGAGCGGCGGACAUUGUCGAUGGCGAGAUGCACUCAAAUUACGUCACAGGCAUAGCAGCUGCACCUAAAGAAGGACGUAUCUACAGUGUCGGCUGGGACGACACCUUGCGAACAGUAGACUCCUCUCAGCGAUCUUUCACUGGAAACGCGAUCAACACCGAUGGCCAACCAAAGGGUGUUGCUGUUGCUGCUAUCAAUGGUAAAGAACACACCGUUGUCGUGACCGCUACGGGCGUCACCACCUUCGCAGAUGGCAGCGAAGUCUCAAAGCAGAAGACGCCCUCGCCGCCAACCUGUAUCGCAGCGCAUGGCGAGACAGUCGCCGUUGGGUCAGACGACAAGACGGUACGACUCUUCAAAGCAGCAUCUCCCGCCUCAUUCGACGACAUGACUACCCUCAAGGACGCCACAUCACCAAUCUCAGCUCUUGCAUUCUCGCCUGAUGGCUCUCACCUCGCUGUCGGCCUGGCGAACGGCAAGAUCUUCGCGUACAGCAAUACUUCCGGUUCGUGGACACUCGAGACGAAUCGCUGGUCGGCGCAUACAGCUCGCGUUACUAGCAUAGCAUGGUCGCCUGACAGCAAGAAGGCCGUGAGUGGUGCACUGGAUACGAAUGUCUUUGUCUGGAGCUUAGCCGAUCCCGGCAAACGUGUCAAAGCCAAUAAUGCACACAAGGAAGGCGUAGGUAGUGUUGCUUGGACUGAGGACAGUCAGGUCAUUAGUUGUGGCGCCGAUGCUGCUGUCAAGGUGUGGAAGGUGCUGGGCGUGUCAUGA
This is a messenger RNA of Fulvia fulva, 1842 nucleotides long. RefSeq lists its product as uncharacterized. Gene Ontology annotation, molecular function: actin filament binding. Bases 1 to 1842 code for a protein of 613 amino acids. Gene Ontology annotation, cellular component: cortical actin cytoskeleton. Gene Ontology annotation, biological process: actin filament depolymerization; positive regulation of actin filament depolymerization. The record is from RefSeq and is a predicted model, not a curated record. The transcript is spliced from 2 exons. Lineage: Eukaryota; Fungi; Ascomycota; Dothideomycetes; Mycosphaerellales; Mycosphaerellaceae.